Cylicocyclus nassatus is the source of this 1905-nucleotide messenger RNA. The record is from the annotation of a GenBank genome assembly. Lineage: Eukaryota; Metazoa; Nematoda; Chromadorea; Rhabditida; Strongylidae.
AUGAUUUAUUUGUCAGAGAUCGCCGUCGUCAUAAUUCAUGUUCGCUUCAGCGCUGGAAUAUUUUAUAAUGAGGGGAUAUCACCAUUCAUACCGAAUCCGUGCCAGAGUAAUGAAGACUGUCACAUCCCGCUCAGGUGCAUUGAAAAAGUCUGCGUAACCGGCAACCUUUGCAAAACAGACGCCUACUGUGAUCCGCGAUUCGAAUGCAAGGAAUACAGGUGUAUCCCUAUGCCUAGAUGGAGACCUCAUAACCAACUGAUAAUGUGCAAAAACCAUCCGUGCAACUCAUUCACCGUUUGCAUAGAAUACUUCUGUUUGGCAAAUGUGCAUUGUAAAAAUGACCAAGACUGUGGCAGUCCAAGACUUAGAUGUGUACAAUCUAUCUGCACUGCUGAUAAAGACAUCUCGCCUACACCACGUCGGCCACCUCCGCCUUCUCCACCACCUCCGCCUCCUCAAACAAAAACACCACCUUCGCCUCCUCCACCACCUCCGCCUCCUCGAACAGAAAGACCACCUCCGCCUCCUCCACCACCUCCGCCUCCUCCACCAUCUCCGCCUCCUCGAACAGAAAGACUUCAAUCAGCACAUGUUGGAAUGCCUUGCCCAGAUGGUGUUUGCCCUCCUCCGUAUGCUUGCAUCAGUAAUGUCUGCUUACGCGGCCUGUUUUGCACAACUAACUUUGAAUGUAAGGAUUUCCGAUUUGAGUGCAUUCAACGAAAUUGUAUACCCAAGCCUAAAUGGAGGCCCGGCAACGUUGUGCUGAUGUGCUUCGGUUCUUGUCCACCGCCAGCUGCGUGCAUAAACGACUUUUGCGUCAAUUUACACUGUAAGAAUGAUUACGAAUGUGGUAGUCCGCAAUACAAAUGCAUAGAAUCGGUCUGCGUUGUUGAUAACAAAUUUCCGCUUACAGCAUCUACGCGAAACCCGCAGAUGCCAAAUCCUUCAUAUGGAAUACCACGCGGUGUGCCUUGCACAACCGACGAGGAAUCGAUCAUGCAGCCGAGCGCACCAUCAAAAAUACCCCACGCGGUGUCGAAAUAUAUCAUGGAUUUCUUUGUGAAGAACGGAGACGUCCUCCUGAACGACACCAAUGUGAGGACAUUAGCGCAGAACACUAAACGCAACGCAGCUUAUAAAAAGCUGCUCGCCGAACUCCAGGAGGAGUUCGGCUUCGAGACCAACGAGAAGAAGAUACGAAAUCAUUUCGAUCAUAUACGAUCGAGAGUCGUAUCAAAGGGUAUGGCCUUCAAGAAAGGCCUUUCAGCAGAAAAGAGGUAUCGCAUGGCGACGGGGGGCGGAAAUUCCUGGGAAGAAGAAACGAAUUUCUCGAAAAACAACGACUGCUGCCCUUUCAGCACUGAUUCGGAGGAAAUUUUGUGGAGAUAUUACGAUAAGACCCCUAUGACGGAGCCAUUUCAGGAGGGCGAGAGCAUGGUGGGGAAGCGAAAAGCCUGCACGGAACGCCGCGAGGAAAAUGGAGCCGAAGCAGAACCGAUCAUGAGCGACAGUGAUCACUUCGAUGUGCCAACUAAGCGAAAACGCAUCACUGAGUCUGUACUGCUAGAAGAGCAGUACAGACUGUGUCAGGAUCAGCGCCGAUUCUUCAAUCAACUGAUGCACUUACUGAACGUGCUGACCGAAAGCAUUGUUUCGCAGAGACAAAUUCGUGGUGAACCUGGCACAACGAACUGCAUUCAAAGGCAUCCGACCGCUGAAGAAGACGUCAUUUUAGACGCCAACAUCGAAGAAUCCGUUGUCUCGAAAGACGAAUCGAUCGUUGCCAUGUUGAUUCGGACGGGUGGUGCAAAAGGUAACAUUUUCUUCUCCUUUCUUACUCUCAAGAUUUUCAAUCUUGAAGACGUCGACGAGAACUGGGCGGUGAUUCUUCUUCGACUUCCUUAA